UCAGGUGCGGGAGGCUCAAGCCGGCCAAAAUGGGUGCCACCAGCUUUUUCCGUAGGGGUGUGACUGCCUUGGUAGGAUUGUUGCUCUUGUCUUUCGGCAGCUUGGCCACUAAGCAGACGGAGGAUCAAGCAGAACAGUUCUUUAGAAGUGGCCACACAAACAACUGGGCUGUUUUGGUGUGUACAUCCCGAUUCUGGUUUAAUUAUCGACAUGUUGCAAAUACUCUUUCUGUUUAUAGAAGUGUGAAGCGGCUAGGUAUUCCUGACAGUCACAUUGUUCUGAUGCUUGCAGAUGAUAUGGCCUGCAACCCCAGGAACCCCAAACCUGCCACAGUAUUUAGUCACAAGAAUAUGGAACUAAAUGUGUAUGGAGAUGAUGUGGAAGUAGAUUAUAGAAGUUAUGAGGUAACCGUGGAGAAUUUUUUACGGGUAUUAACUGGGAGGAUCCCACCUAGUACUCCUCGGUCAAAACGUCUUCUUUCUGAUGAUAGAAGCAAUAUUCUUAUUUAUAUGACAGGACAUGGUGGAAAUGGUUUCUUGAAAUUUCAAGAUUCUGAAGAAAUUACUAACAUAGAGCUUGCAGAUGCUUUUGAACAAAUGUGGCAGAAAAGACGCUACAACGAGCUACUGUUUAUUAUUGAUACUUGUCAAGGAGCAUCCAUGUAUGAGCGAUUUUAUUCUCCUAACAUAAUGGCUUUAGCUAGUAGCCAAGUGGGAGAAGAUUCACUCUCGCAUCAACCUGAUCCUGCAAUUGGAGUUCACCUUAUGGAUAGAUACACAUUUUAUGUCUUGGAAUUUUUGGAAGAAAUUAAUCCAGCUAGCCAAACUAAUAUGAAUGAUCUGUUUCAGGUGUGUCCAAAGAGUCUAUGUGUGUCUACUCCUGGACAUCGCACUGAUCUUUUUCAGAGGGAUCCUAAAAACGUCCUAAUAACGGAUUUCUUUGGAAGUGUACGGAAAGUGGAAAUUACAACAGAGACUAUUAGUUUGCAGCCGGAUUUAGGAAUCAUGGAAAGCAGCUCUAAGGAAGACUGGAUGGAUGACGAGAAACUAAUGGAACCCCUGAAAUAUGCUGAACAACUUCCUGUAGCUCAGAUAAUACACCAGAAACCGAAACCGAAAGACUGGCACCCUCCUGGGGGUUUUAUUCUGGGGUUGUGGGCACUCAUUAUCAUGGUUUUCUUCAAAACUUACGGGAUCAAGCACAUGAAGUUCAUUUUCUAGACGCGAUGUUCAAGGAAAACUGCAUGGAAGACUACAUACAACCUUGGAUAAAAAUUUCUGUCGUAUCUUUUAAAAAUGUAUUGCUCUUGUGUGAAUUGGCAAAGAGUAUAAGGAAACUAAGUUUGGUGAACUAUUAUUUUUUAACUUGAAGAAUAAUUAUUAAUGUAAGUGCUAAAUGGCAGUAAAUCUAUUUCUGUUUUUCCUUUGGUGUAUUAUUAAAAAGAUCAGAAUGUACUCAUUAACUCUUUUUGAAAAUAAGAAUUUCCUUUUUACCUCUUUUCAUUUGGAAAAGAAAAAAAAAUGUGAAGACAUUACGUUCUCACCAGCAGCAGAGGUAACUUCUGAUAGUGUUUUUGUGUAUGUUCUCCCAGUCUGUUUUUCCAUGUACUUAUUUUCUUUCUAAAAUAGAGGUUCUAUAAAACAUACCAUUUUGUAACCUCACUUUUCAUUUUAUAGCACGUUAUCAACCCUUCUCCUCUCCUUGGAUAUUCUUCAGGAACACAUUGGGAAAGGCUGCAGAGUACCUAUUUUAUGAAUGUACUGUAAUUUAUUUAAGUGUUCUUUUGUUGGACCACUUACCGUGUUCCUCAGAUUUUCCUUUCCUUCAUUAUUUACUGUGUGAAUAUUUUACUGUCAGUCACUAAUGGAAUUCUGUAGGUUUAAGUAUACAUAUGUAUGAAAAAUUAGCUUAUCUAUGGUACUGACAGUCUUUAAGACCUUAUUACUGUCUGUUUAUCUGGAAAACUUAGGACCUUUGGGAAUUUCACAUAUUGACUGCUCAAGAGAAACAGACCCUGUCCUUUUAUAUUUCUAAGCAUUCAUUCAUUCUCUGAUCCUCCAGAAUUGAUCACUUUUGCUUUAGUUUCCAUAGUCAAAGGGACAUUUUUUAAAUUAUGUUUAGGGUAAACCUUGCCCUCUGCUGGAUCCACAGGGUUAAAAAAAUUUAUUUACUUAUUUUUAGAGAGAGGGGAAGGGAGGGAGAGAACAUCAAUGUGUGGUUGCCUCUGAUGUGUCCCCUACUGGGGACCUGGCCUGCAACCCAGGCAUGUGCCCUGACUGGGAAUUGAACCAGCGAUCCUUUAGUUCCCAGGCUGGUGCUCAAUCCACUGAGCCACACCAGCCAGGGUGGAUCCACAGUUUUCCUGAGACGGUCCUCUAAAAUGGAUGGACUGGAUGGAAAAUUUAUGCUUUUUACAUCUAACUGAUAUAGCACGUAAGGCAGUCAGUCAAUAAGCCCAUUUCCUGGUCUCUGACAACAUGCAAGGGCUCAUUUUCACUUACCAGCCAUCUUUGUCCUGUCUCAUAACUGGAAACAGUGUUCAGAGUGUGCUUCACUAUCAGCUGCAGAUGUUUCUUCACAGGAGGGGGGGACCCCUGAAAUUUGCAUAUUUAUGCCCUAGGGGAUACCUUUUUGGAUUUUAUGUUUUAUCUAAGAACUUAGGUAUAAAUUUGUUCCAAGGCCUGUUGUAUAAUUGUAGGUAACAUUGAGAAGAUAAAUCUUCCUCUACAAUAAAGCCUUCUAAAAUUAAUAUUCCUUAGGAUUUGUUUUUCUUUUAGCAUUUAAUUUUUACUCUUUAAUUAUAUGUAAAAUGAUCAUACUUUUUACCAGCAGAGGCUUAACUGUGUCAUCUCCCAGGUUAGAACAAAUGGUAUUGAGGCUUUCUGCCAGCUCUGGAUCUUCAUUUUAAUUGAACUUUGGUACACUAAGAUAGAUGAAGGAAAAUUUUUUACCUGCUUAUAUGGAAAAGGAUCCUUCUGUACAUAAAUGAAAACAGACUUAAAGUCUAAUAGCUGCAGUAAUGCUGAGAGACAAAAAGGUUAACCAUCUCACCACGCAAACACACAAGGUCGCAAACACUAUGGUGGGGCGGAGCUACUUAGAGGGGUAAAGGAGAUACGACUGUUCUGGAACCAAAGUAACUCAGUUUGAAUAUAAUGAAACAUGCCCUGAUGGUAAAGACUGCUGGCAGAUAAAAGGGUUCCUCUCCUGAGGUUGUACAAGGUGCCCUUUCUAGUUAAAACCAAACUGGGAAAGUGGUACUGGAUAUAAUACACAGGAUUAAUUUUGCCCAGAUGUAGUUUCAAAGGAUGGGUCUGCCUCUUUCUGGUUCAUUAUUGAAUUCAGAAUAUAGUUAAAGUAACAAGCUUAAAUAUGUUCAAUGUUUAGCUCAUAACCAUAGUCUUUUUACAUAAAGUAUAUUCUGCCUUCAAUAAUGAGUACAUCUUCUGCAUAUAGUAAGUGGGUAAUAUUCUAAGUACAAUUAAAUGGCUUAGACUUUAAAUGAUAACAUAAAAGAACAUCCUUAAAUAUAUUCUACUUGAGUCACAAGGAGCUGAACAACCAAAAGGUCUUCUUUUCGUCUCUUUGUUGUGAGGAUCAGGUAAAUUAUGUUAUGACUAACUCCUCUGGUAUCUGUAGGUAUGUGGUGGUGUUAUUUUUCCCAUUUUUGCUCAGGAAGGUGUGAAGGGGGAAGGCAUUUGUGCCAGUGCCCCCUUCCUAUUGCACUGGUUACCCUUCUGAGCUGCUCAGUGUGAUUCUUGUCCCUUCAGUGGUCUUUCCCUCUCCCUCUGGUAUCCUCCAGGGAGAAAAGGAAUAUAGAAAAAUGGGUCCCAGCAGACAUGUCCUGACCUUUGUGGGGAGGGACAGGGUGUAUUGGUGCCAUUCUGCAAAGACAGCAAGCAUAAGUAAAAGAAACCAAAUGAUGUGGAUUUUAAAAUUAUGAAAGACAUUCAUUUGCAGUUUAUGAAAGGCAAAUGUAGUUUGGAUGCAAAGCUGAUUAAAUUGGAUCAAGGAAAAUUUGAAUUAAGUACAUAAAAUAAUACAUGCAUUUAUGGUUUCAAUUUUUAUAUAUCCUCAGCUAGUUGAAAAUGAUGAUUCCCACAACAAGCAUAACUCAGCUUGUUUCUGCUUACUGAGUGUUUUCUACUGUGGUAUAUGUGGGUAGCAUUCCUUCCAUUAUGUAUGUUGUAUAGCAGUUACAGUAACUGUGGGAAUCAUAAUUUGAAUUUUUGACUCAUGUGUUUCUGGAAUCUUUACAACAAAUGUUGCAUUAACAUAGAACUUUUUCAUUGAUUUUUACCAAAAUUAAAUCCAUCUGUAACAGAUACUGUUUUAACUUGCGAAAGAAAUAUUUUAUAAACAUAGCCCAAGGUAUGGCUAAAAUGAGAUCAGUUAUCCAUUUUUGCUCUAUGGAAUCAGCCUCGUUACCUCAUUGCCACGUCUCCCGCCCUAGGGCAUUUAUCGCACAGAAAGUGCCUCUUGUACCUCGUCCGUUGCCGCAUGUGUACCUGCUGCGUAAAUGUAAAGGUGUUUAUGUUCAUGGACAGUAUAUGUUGGGAGUAACUGGUCUUAUUUUUUCCUUUCAGUGCAAAAUCUUUACUCUUUUGGAAAUAUGCUAUGAAAUAUUUGGCUUAAUAUAACUGUAGACUUUUGAAUAAU
Phyllostomus hastatus (greater spear-nosed bat) is the source of this 4659-nucleotide messenger RNA. It is a transcript of the gene PIGK, whose product is annotated as phosphatidylinositol glycan anchor biosynthesis class K. NCBI's taxonomy places the organism in Eukaryota, Metazoa, Chordata, Mammalia, Chiroptera, Phyllostomidae. Gene Ontology annotation, molecular function: GPI-anchor transamidase activity. Gene Ontology annotation, biological process: attachment of GPI anchor to protein; protein localization to cell surface; proteolysis. Bases 30 to 1220 code for a protein of 396 amino acids. The transcript has 11 exons. The record is from RefSeq and is a predicted model, not a curated record. Gene Ontology annotation, cellular component: GPI-anchor transamidase complex.